Schistosoma margrebowiei is the source of this 2584-nucleotide messenger RNA. The record is from the annotation of a GenBank genome assembly. NCBI's taxonomy places the organism in Eukaryota, Metazoa, Platyhelminthes, Trematoda, Strigeidida, Schistosomatidae.
AUGGAUGUUGUUCAACAAACAUAUGGUUUAAAUCAAACUGAUCAACCAUCAUCGGAUCAUCAUCAAAUAACAAAAUAUUUAAAUAUAACAUGUACUGAUUCAAAAUCAAUAGAAAAACAUUAUAAUUUAUCAUCUCAAUCAACAAUUCAAUCAUUGGAAUUAACUAUAAAUGAAUCCAAAAAUUCACCAAUAUCAGAUAUAAAAUAUUCUAAUGAUAAAUUAAAACAAGAUUUCUCUCAAAUUAAAUUAUUAUCUAAUUCAUUUAAUACUAUGAUAAAUGAUAAGGAAAAUUUAAAUUAUUAUCAUCAAUAUAAUAAUAGCAAUAAUAAUAAUGAUAAUAAUAAUAUGAAUAAAUGUUUCGAUGUAACUGAUUGUUAUCAAUCACAAGAAACUGAUCAUUUUUCUGAUUCAUUCAAUAGUUCUACUUCUUCUACAUCAACAUCUCAAUAUAUUCAAAUUCAAGAAGAUGGUAUAGAUAAUACUGAUAAAGAAGAAUUUGAAAUUCGUCGUAAACGACGUAAACAAAUAUUACCACAACAGAAUUUUCAUUUUACUCCAGUUAUAACUAAUAAUAUGGAUGAUUUAAUGGAAGUUAAUGAUAUAUCAAACGAAAAUGAUAUGACCAGAUUUAUAGAUUAUGAAUUAGAUGAUAGUGUAAAUUAUCAACCAAAAAUAAGAAAAUUAUCUAAAUCUUUGUCAAAAAACGAUGUGGAGCAUUUAGAAAGUGAAGAAUUAGAAGAAGUGAAAGAAAAAGAACAUACAGAAGAGAAUAUAGAGAAUAAAGAUGUUGUAGAAAUGAAUUCAGAUAUUCAAAUGAUUAAUGCUGAUGAUGAACAUGUACUUAACCAAACAGAUAAAUUAUUCAAUAAAAGUUUCUCUUCUACUAUUAACAUAAAUUCAGAAUAUAAGAAAUUAAUUAGUGAAUUAAGUCAAUAUGCCGUAGAAGCAUUUCGUCGAAGUUUAACAAAUAAAUCAACUAAAGUACAAAAAGGUUUAGAUAAUGAAGUGAAUAGAAACAAUUGUAGCGAUGAUAUCGAUCGCGGUAGCAUCACUACUACUGCUAUUAAUAAUAAUAAUGAUAAUACUGAUAAUAAUAACACAGAAGAAAGAAUUAUUGAACAAACAUUAUUAAAACUUGAACCACAUAUAUCUGAAUUAGUCGGUCAAUCAUUAAGAACAAGUAUUGAAACAAUAAAAAAAGAAAUGUUAUCUAAUUUUCAAAGAAUCAAUAAUCAUUCAUCUAUGAAUCUAUUACAUAAUCAAUCUGAAAUUAAUGAAAAUAAUAAAACAUUAGAAAUUAGAAAUCAAGAAAUAUUUCCUGAAACAUUUCAACAUUUAAAUGAUCCACAUAAAGAUGAUACUAAUUCUAAUGAAGAAAUAAAACAAAAUCAUUCAACUGAAAUAAUACCAAUGGAGAAAAUUGAUCAUGUAACUGAUAAUUUAAGACAACAUUUACAUAAUUCAGCAAUAAAUACAAAUGAACAAAUGAAUAAUAAUAAUAAUAAUAAUAAUAAUAAUAAUAAUAAUAAUAAUAAUGAUAAUAAUAAUAAAAUAUUACCAUCUAAUAAUUUAAUGGAUCAAUCUAUAGGAAAUGAUCAAACUUCUAUUAUAAAUAAUCAUUUACCAAAUAUAAUAACUCAUUCAAAUGAUCCUAUUCAAUCAGCCUAUAAAACAUUACUGACAAAUAAUAUAUUAAAAUUACCUAUAAAUAAUCUUACAUUCAAUUCAAUGAAUCAUAUAAAUCUAGCCUAUUCAACUUGUAAUACUGAUCAUAAUGAUUCUAUUAAUAAUUGUAUAGAUACAAUUGAUUUUAAUAAACAAAUCAUGCAUAAUAUCCAUGAAGAAAAAGAGAAAUCUUUACAAUUUCCUUCAUUUUUCACUAAUUUGAAUGAGAAUAAUAAUCAAUUAUAUUCAAGAAUUUCAUCUAAUGAUCUAUCUAUGAUUAAUUUCACUUGUAGAAUGGAAAAAGAUAUUCCCAAUAAUAGUAGGGAAUUUUAUUAUAUUCAAAUGGAGAAAUAUGCACGAGUUGCCAUAUCUGAAGGAAUACGUAUUGCUGAUGAAAUUCAUGUAACAAUUGAAUCUGAAAUCUACAGAGCUUUAAAUUUGCAUUAUAAUCGUAAUCAACAAUUAGAGGUACCAGAUCAUUUUCGUAUUGUUGUUGAAGCAACAUUACGUGAAUUUUUCAAUGCACUUUAUACUGGUAAAGAUUCAGAACAAUCAUGGAAAAAACCAAUUUAUAAAGUUAUAGCUAGAAUGGAUCAACCAGUUCCAGAAUUUUUCAAAAGUCCUAAUUGGAUGGAUCAAUUAGCUGAUGGAUAAAUGAGAAGAAAAAUAAGUAAUCAAUUGAUUACUUAUUAUUAUGUUUUAAAUUACAAAUAUAUCAUGUAGACGAAUUCCUACUUGACUAAUAAACAUGAUCUUCAUAAUUCAAAUAACAAUUACGUAACCUGAAAUCAUUAUGAGUAAUCUAUUUCAUUAUACAAUUUAAAAUUUAGUAAACAAAACCAAAAAAAGUUACUUGUUCUUUCAUUCCCUAUAAAUUAAACUUGGCAAAACAAUUUGAUUCUUUUUUUUAAAACAAAAC